UUCUUUCAUCCCGAAAUAGAUUUUCCCGGUUGCUAUAGAAACCGUGGAUUUUUAGCGAAGUGCACUUUUUUGUUUGACAUUUGCGCAAUCAAGGACUUCUCGCGUCUUGCCGGCGACACGCACUCCAAACAGUUUUCCAGCGCAGUGGCCUGUAUCUGAGAAUCCGUUCGUCAUCAUGGGGGAACUGCAGACGCACGAGCUAACGCUCUAUUCCAUAAUUCUGUUUUUACUGUUCGAGACGCUCGUCGAGAUCUACCUCACCUUACGGCAGGUGCGCGUGUACCGCGAGACUCGAACCGUUCCCAAGGACCUGCAGAAUGUGAUGGACCAGGAGACGUUCGAGAAGUCGCGAGUGUACGGCUUGGAUAAGGCCAACUUUGGCAUCUUCCGGACCAUCGUUUGCGAUGUGGUGAUUGCGUUGCUAGAACUGUACUGUGGUUUCAUCGCGUUGAUAUGGGCACGUUCGGUGCAGAUCGCCGAUCGGAUCGGUCUUAAUGCCGCCAGCGAGAUUCAGGUGGGGUGUAUCUUCGUUCUGGUGCUUCAAACCCUCGGAGUGAUGAAGGAGAUGCCGUUCCGGAUCUACGGCACAUUCGUGCUCGAAGAGCGCCACGGUUUCAACAAGCAAACGGCUGGCUUUUUCGUCAAGGAUCAGAUCAAAGGAUUCAUCGUAUCCAUGGUACUGACUAUACCCAUCGUGGCAGCCCUGAUUUACAUCGUGCAGAUCGGUGGACCGUACUUCUUCGUCUAUCUGUGGGGCUUCGUAGGUGUAGUGUCGCUCCUCCUCAUCACCAUCUACCCGGUUUACAUUGCUCCCCUGUUCGACAAGUUCCGUCCGCUGGAGGAAGGUGAGCUGAAGAGCAGCAUCCACGAGCUCGCUAGUAGCGUAAAGUUCCCGCUCGGUCAGCUAUUUGUGGUAGAGGGAUCGAAGCGAUCGGCACACAGCAAUGCCUACUUCACGGGACUAUUCGGCGUGAAGCGUAUCGUGCUGUUCGACACCCUACUGGUCAACAAGGGUCUACCGGAAGACGAUCCCACGCUGACGGAGAGCGAUAAAAAGAAGGGUUGCAAGAACGAGGAAGUCCUGGCAGUGCUUGCCCACGAGCUUGGCCACUGGAAACUGGGACAUGUAUCGAAGAACAUUGUCAUCAUGCAGGUGCAGAUGUUCCUGAUUUUCCUUGCUUUUUCGCAACUGUUUACUUACGCACCACUGUACCAGGCGGUUGGUCUGCCGGCGGGAGAGAAACCAAUCUUGAUCGGAUUCAUAGUGAUCGUUAUGUACGUGCUAGCACCCUACAACACAGUGAUUUCGUUUAUCAUGACCAUCUUAUCACGACGGUUCGAGUAUCAAGCGGAUGCGUUCGCGCAAGAGUUGGGCUACUCGAAGAACCUGGGACAAGCGCUGAUCAAGCUGCAGCUCGAUAAUCUUGGAUUUCCCGUGUACGAUUGGAUGUACUCGGCCUGGAACCAUUCCCAUCCAACUUUGCUGCAGCGACUUGAACGACUGAAAACCGACGGCAAGAAGCAACGAUAAAAGGGGUGGGCAACACUUUUGAACUACUCUGCGCACACACCUCUUUCCUCCGUCGUCCGUUUACUGUGCACUUCAUUUGCAUUUCGUAAAGCCAAAGUUUUACCAUUAUUUCCGAAUGGUGUUUCAGCGAAAUUUACUUAGUAUAAAGCACAUUUUGCUUACUGUAUCCAGACUAACCCUCGAGUAUAGCUGCCUCAAACCAUACCAUGCGUCCCUAUUUUACAGCAGACGUUUAGUUUUGUACAAUAAAAUGAUGCCACAGUCACGAACUAGUUCAA
Anopheles aquasalis is the source of this 1809-nucleotide messenger RNA. Its product is annotated as CAAX prenyl protease 1 homolog. The record is from RefSeq and is a predicted model, not a curated record. Gene Ontology annotation, molecular function: metalloendopeptidase activity. Gene Ontology annotation, biological process: CAAX-box protein processing. NCBI's taxonomy places the organism in Eukaryota, Metazoa, Arthropoda, Insecta, Diptera, Culicidae.